CCCAGGAUCGCUGCCCUGGCAGCCCAGAGACCAACAGUGCUGCUCUUCUGGGAACCAGAGAGGACCCUGAUCACUCUGUUGUGUGCCAUGUGAGCUCUAUGUCCAACAGGAUGGCUGGUGGACCUAAGAAAUGUUGGUCUUUGAUUGGAUUCAGUCUUAUCUGUCUUAAAAUGGUUGCUUCAGCAAAAACAGCUCCUGAAAUACCCACUAUCGACCAGGCCUAUUCAAAAAUCAGCAACAGUAUCACUGUGGAAUGGGCCACAGUGCCGGGGGCCACCAGUUACCUCCUCACAGCUGAAGAUGGAGACACUGUCAUUGAAACUAUGGUGGCCAAUUCCCCAGGCACUGUGACAGGCCUGAAGGCUGCAACCUUGUACCAAAUCACCAUCAGAUCCAUCAGUGCCACUGGGAGAAGCCAACCAUCACCUCCGAAGCAGGCAAAGACAGUACUGGCUGCACCCAUUCUAGAAGUAAGCUCUCCAAGUCCAGACUCCAUCCUUGUGCAGUGGGAAGCUGUAUAUAUGGCAAUUGCAUUCUCUGUGUCCAUCAUGCGAGCGAAUGGUUUGGGGAGAAUAUGGAAAGAGAAUACCACAAACACCUCCUUGACAUUCAGCAGUUUAGAAGCUGGGACUCUCUACACCAUAAAGGCCUACGCAUGGAAUGCCAAUGGUACCCCUGGGGAUGACUCCACCUGCAAUCAGAGAACAAGUCCUCAGGCUCCUGCCAACAUUCAAGUCUCUUUUGACAGUGGGGCUCUGAGAGCCUCUGUUUCAUGGACCCCGACGGAAGGAGCUUUCAACUACACCGUGAUGGCUUUGAGUGACUCUUCGGAGCUGAUCUGUCAUACAAGUCUCAAUGCCUGUACCAUCUCUUCACUCCAGUGUGGCACUGAGUACCUCAUUUCAGUUUUAGCGAGUAAUGAUGCUGGUUCUAGCAAAUCAACUUCUGCGGAGGCCCUUAAAACUGUUGCUUGUGCCCCCGGAAGAGUGACCAUCCGAGAAGAUCCUCCAGGCCACCUGUCUGUGGCUUGGUCCAAUGUAGAUCUGGGCGAUUACUACGUGGUCUUUGUGAAGAGCGAUGAUGGCUUGGAAGUUCACUGCAACACCUCCCUCACCCAGUGCAAUUUCUUAUCUGAAUGUGGCUUCACUUACUUUAUCAGUGUUUUUGCCUAUAACAAGGCAGGGCAGAGUCCUCUGGGCGAUGUGUUCAAUUACACCACAGCUCCCUGUUGUCCUACUGACAUCAACCCUGUGUUGGUGUCCAGUGACAGAGUAGAGAUCGUCUGGUCUCCUGUCCGCGGUGCCGAACUUUACGAAACCAAGGCUGUAGACGGGUUCACUGUGGUUGAGUGCAAUGACACUGCUCCAGCUUGCACCCUCUCAGCUCUAGAGUGUGACACCAAGUACAACGUCACAGUGUACUCCUUCAGUGAAGCCCGGGGCAGCAAUAUGUCCUGUACUUCCCGAUUGAUAACCACAGCUCCUUGCAGUCCCGAGAUAAAAAAUGUUUCAAAGGAUGCAUUCUCCACAAUUAACGUGCACUGGCGAUCCACUAACUACGAUGCCACGUACACAGUAACCGCCCAAGGGGAGACGGGGUUGUUCUGGUGCAGCAGCACGGGACAGUCCUGCACCAUGGCGGGCUUGCCCUGUGGCUCGGUGUUCUCCAUCACUGCAGUAGCCGAAACCCAGGCAGGGCGGAGCCUGCCCAGCUACAGUAUGCCCCUUGAAACAGUGCCGUGCUGUCCAGCUGGUCUGACAGUAACUCAGGUCACACAGUCAGUCAUCAACGUGAGCUGGACUAUUGGGACUGGGGCCCAAACCUAUGUGACAGUUCUAGAGUCACACACCGGACAGUCGAAGUGUCUCACCCAUCAAACCCAGUGCCUCCUAGGAUGCAUCUCCUGUGGCGUCAAUUACACGGUGGCGUUACAAGCGAUUAGUGCCACGGGGCUGAUGGCGGACUGCACCUACCAAAGUUAUUCCUCCAGUGCGUGCUGCCCUUUGGGAGUGAAAUUAUACAGGCUGGGCCCGAAUGGCAUUCGGAUCCACUGGCAAGCCCCCAGGGGCUCUGCAAAUUACAGCACUGACCUCUACGGUUCCAAAGGCAUUUUCACAUGCACCCCAAGCGCUGGCCUCAGUUUUUGUGACGUCACCAAGAUACCCUGUGGGGAUGUAUAUACCGUGAUGGUCUCUCCAAUUGCUGAGACAGGACUGAAGCUUACUUUCUGCCCCAAAAAAAUAUAUUCAGUAACCUGCUCCGGAAGUACACUUGGAAUGGUGAUUUACAGAGGGAAAAGAAAUGCAGAAUGA
This is a messenger RNA of Neogale vison (American mink), 2312 nucleotides long. RefSeq names its product fibronectin type III domain containing 7 (gene FNDC7). The coding region runs from base 99 to 2312 and encodes 737 amino acids. Lineage: Eukaryota; Metazoa; Chordata; Mammalia; Carnivora; Mustelidae. The transcript is spliced from 12 exons. The record is from RefSeq and is a predicted model, not a curated record. Gene Ontology annotation, molecular function: protein binding.